AUGAAGCUUCCAAUAACCCUAUGGUCACUCUGCGCGACCCUAGCCUAUUCCUCAUGGGUUCCCACAUUAUCAGAGUUACCUCGAGACCAUGAGCCACAUUGGCAGAAACGUAUAAGUCGUCGUCAAGGAAACUCCUCUACAGAAUGGCCCCACGGUCCCUUUAGGACAAAAGGCAGAGACGUCGUCAACAGCCGAGACGAGGUGAUCACUUGGGCCGGUGUUAAUUGGCCAAUGAGUGGUGAGACGAUGAUACCAGAAGGAUUAGAAUGGAAAUCUGCCGAGGCAAUCCUGGAUGACGUUGUUAGCGUUGGCUUCAAUUUCCUCCGUAUGGGAUAUGCGAUCCAAAUGGUCGACGAAAUAUAUGAUCGAGGAGGCGAGGACGUGCCCCUAGAGGUUGCCAUGAUCAUGGCUCUAGGUUAUGAGAACGGUACAAAAGUCACCAACGGCAUUAUUUCCAAGAAUCCUACUUGGACCCGUGAGACAACUCGUUUUGAGAUCUGGUCUGAUAUCGCCAGCAUCGCCGCAUCCAAAGGCGUAUAUAUCCAUCCCGAUGUUCACGUUGGCAAAGCGCAGUGGUGUUGCAGCCAUACCGACGGAAACGCCUGGUUUGACGACGUGAACUUUAACGCUUCCAACUGGCGGAGGGGACUCUCAUAUGUGGCAACCUGGGCUAAGGACCAUCCUAACGUUGUCUCUAUGUCACUACGAAAUGAGCUGCGCGAAUCCUGGAACCACACUGACUUGUAUUACAACUGGGAGACACUCGUGGGUAACAUGAGCAUGGGAGCCGACGCAAUUCACGAGGCCAACUCAGACCUGCUCAUCACCUGGUCGGGUAUGCAGUACGAUGAGGACCUAUCGGCCUUGACGACUAAGAAGAACAUUCUUACGGCUCCCUGUUAUAAGUGUACGGCGAUUCGCGACGCAUACCGCCGCGACCCUGUCUACUUUGACCUUGAUAGCUACCCGUGGGCAGACAAGAUCGUGUGGGAGCUACACUUAUAUCCGAUGAGCGAGGACGUAGACACGGGAACCUGUGAGGUGAUAGAAGCAGGCCUGUACCGCAACGGCUUUAAUGCCCUAGGUAUCGAUAAACCAUCCGGAUGCAACAUUACUGGAGACUGUCAGUCAACGCAGCGACUUACGCCCGUCAUAUUCUCCGAGUUCGGCAACGCCCAGGACGCCACGCUAUACAACAGCACGGUACAGAACUGUAUCCGCGACUUUACCAAGAAACAUAGCAUCGGCUGGAUGAUGUGGAGUUUGGCAGGCAGCUAUCGCGUCCGAUCUGGUGUUCAGAACUUCGUUGAUACCUGGGGCUUGACUAAUGCAGAAUGGUCUGCCUGGAAGGACCCGGAUACGAUCGAGAAUUACUGGAAGCCAUGGGUUAGGGAUAUGAAUCUGACGAGAGCUAAAUAA
Messenger RNA from Daldinia childiae, 1419 nucleotides. Its product is annotated as putative beta-galactanase protein. Lineage: Eukaryota; Fungi; Ascomycota; Sordariomycetes; Xylariales; Hypoxylaceae. Bases 1 to 1419 code for a protein of 472 amino acids. The transcript is spliced from 3 exons. The record is from RefSeq and is a predicted model, not a curated record.